AUGGCGAUUAUCUACGCGGUUGUGGCGAGGGGUACGGUGGUAUUAGCGGAAUUCAGCGCCGUCACGGGAAACUCAGGCGCCGUUGUGCGGCGGAUCCUCGAGAAGCUUUCGCCGGAAACCGCCGACGAAAGGCUUUGCUUCUCCCAAGACCGUUACAUCUUCCAUAUUCUCAGAUCUGAUGGGCUUACCUUUCUCUGUAUGGCCAACGACACCUUUGGAAGGAGGAUUCCAUUUUCGUAUUUGGAAGAUAUUCAUAUGAGGUUCAUGAAGAACUACGGGAAAGUGGCACAUUCUGCUCCAGCUUACGCGAUGAAUGACGAAUUCUCAAGGGUUUUGCAUCAGCAGAUGGAGUUCUUCUCUAGUAAUACGAGUGUUGAUACUCUCAAUCGUGUUAGGAUCAGGUAG
Microthlaspi erraticum is the source of this 405-nucleotide messenger RNA. The record is from the annotation of a GenBank genome assembly. Lineage: Eukaryota; Viridiplantae; Streptophyta; Magnoliopsida; Brassicales; Brassicaceae.